CAGACACCACUAGCCAUGCACGGUCGGCUCAGGUUCCUCCUUCUACUCCAGGAUCACAGUGGGACGGUAAUUGGAGCUGGCCGCCGCCUUAAUGGAGUCUAUGUGUUGGAUACCCUUCACUUGUCAUCUUCAGCUAGGCUACUUCAUCAGUGUCAUGCUACAGUUUUAUCUCAUUAUAUGUGGCAUCAUCGUCUUGGUCAUUUGUGUUCUUCUCGUAUGUCUACUCUUGUUCGUCUUGGAGUCUUAGGAGCUGUCUCUCCUUCCUCUGAUGUUGUCUGUAUUGGCUGUAAGCUUGGUAAACAACUACAACGCCCUUAUCCUUUGAGUGUAUCUCAGACUACUGCUCCUUUUGAACUUAUUCAUUCUGAUGUUUGGGGUCCCGCUCCCUUUGUUUCUAAAUGA
Dioscorea cayenensis subsp. rotundata (Guinea yam) is the source of this 402-nucleotide messenger RNA. RefSeq lists its product as uncharacterized. Lineage: Eukaryota; Viridiplantae; Streptophyta; Magnoliopsida; Dioscoreales; Dioscoreaceae. The record is from RefSeq and is a predicted model, not a curated record. The transcript has 2 exons. Bases 16 to 402 code for a protein of 128 amino acids.